AUGACACCCGAGGAGGAGGCGCGCCACAAGUUCAUCAUGCGCGAGCGAGAUCGAGAGAGAAAGCGCAUCAAGCGACUGAAUCCCGAAUAUCGGCGAAUGGAGCGCGAGCGCGAUAGAUUUCGCAAGAAGGCACGACGUGCUAACUUGACGCCCGAGGAGGAGUUGCGCCAGAAAAUGAUACAACGCGAACGGGAUCGCGAACGGAAGCGCAUCAAACGCAUGAAUCCCGAGUAUCGACGUUUGGAGCAGGAACGCGAUCGGGAUCGGAAGAAGGCGCGACGUGCGAAUGAGGCAUUCAGGCAGCUGGAGAAGCUGCGCGAUAAGAUACGCAAGGAGCGCAAGAAGGGACUCCUGGUGACGGAUGCUACGCAAUUGCCGCAUGAAUUUGCCUCAAUUAUACCGCCAGUGCCUGUUGAGCCUGAGCAGCAGCAACCAAUCAACACACACCUGCAACAGCAGCAGCAGCAACAUCAACUUGCUGCCGCCGCCGCAGCUGCAGCGGCACAUCAGCAACAGCAGCAGCAGCAGCAGCAACAACAGCAGCAGCAACAGCAACAACAUCGUCGUCGCAACAUGUCGCAUGUGGCAACAUCGGCGGCGACGCUGACGCAAUUGUCAGCGCCCGCUGGCCAUGCGACGCCGACGCACCUGCAACAGUUGAAUAAGCUGCAACAAUUGUAUCCGCCACCCAGCUUUGGUCAUCCCGCGUUGCCCAUUGCCGGCGUCACGUUGAUGCCACAACUCUGCCAUCCCAUAUUGCAUCAGAAUCUGGGCGCCACACUGUAUGCGGCGCCACCGAACGGCAUCAAGCAGGAAUACGGCCAAGAUGUGAGUAGCCUCAGUGCAGCGGCAGCAGCCGCCGCAGCGGCAGCAACCAGCUCUGCCUCAGCAGUGGCUGCGGCACAGGCAGCGGCGCUGGCCUCGUUGCGUGGCGUCCAGACAGAGGAGUCCGAAAUGGCGCUGAAUCUCGAACCGGAGAUCAUCUUGCAAACGCCAGCCGAUGUCAAUCCCGCGCAGCAUCACUUUAAUGCACACCAGCAACAGCAGCAGCAGCAGCAACAACAACAGCAGCAGCAACAUCAUUUGCAACAGCAGCAGCAGCAGCAUUGCAACAUGUUUCAGCAUAUGGCGCCACAGGCGCACAUGCAACAUAUGCGUGCAGCGCCGCUGCCACCGCCGCCAACAGCAGUGACGCUGCCGCCACCGCCACCGCCACAGCAACAACAGCAGCAGCCAGCACCGCCACCAGCAGCACCAUCGCAGCAACAGUUGCAGCCGCAACAUGCGCAGCAGUGAGAGGAGAGAGAGAUUCAUGCACUCGCCUUUAGUUCAUAAGCUCAACUAGCCACAUACGCAUUUUCAUCCUUAUUAUUUAAGCGGAAGAGAGGGGAGAGAGUUACACACAGCGGGGAGAGUGUGAUACGAGUGUACUCACAAGUUGGUCUUGUCAGCGAACUAGUUGCAGUUCAUUAAUAUUUAUCUAAUGCCUAAAGUUAAAUUCAGUUGAGACUUUACAGCACUCAAAACUUAACUCUCUUGUUUAGAUCAAGUAAAAUAUGGUUCUUUC
Molecule: messenger RNA, 1567 nt
Organism: Drosophila grimshawi
Lineage: Eukaryota; Metazoa; Arthropoda; Insecta; Diptera; Drosophilidae
Product: hormone receptor 4
Exons: 3
Coding region: 1-1296 (431 amino acids)
Source: RefSeq, a predicted model, not a curated record